Phyllopteryx taeniolatus (common seadragon) is the source of this 5545-nucleotide messenger RNA. It is a transcript of the gene ccdc57, whose product is annotated as coiled-coil domain containing 57. Bases 2328 to 5288 code for a protein of 986 amino acids. Lineage: Eukaryota; Metazoa; Chordata; Actinopteri; Syngnathiformes; Syngnathidae. Gene Ontology annotation, molecular function: nucleic acid binding. The record is from RefSeq and is a predicted model, not a curated record. The transcript has 20 exons.
CAAUCUCAUAUUGAAAUCACAGAGAUUACCUUCUUUCCUUCAAUGUUAAUAGCGUUUUUUAGAAUUCAUUUAUAAAAAUGGAAAUGCUGUAGAAGGUCUGAUUUGUCAAAGUCCUCAACAAAAAAAGUAUGAUGGCAUGACUGAUAAUAGUGAUUAAGAGAGAAUAUUCCUUAAGCACACAUUUGCCAAGGCCAAUCAUUCCUAAUUAGAAUCAGCACCAAAUUGUACAUCCUCAUAGAUUCAUAGACACAGACCUCCAGUAUGCAUCUAAGUUUUGUCAUCAAGCAUUAUAUCCUAAAACAAGCAAUAAUAAUACAAAUUUAUAUAGCACUUUUCCAAACUUGCAGGGUUACAGGAAGUUUUGUGGAAGUAUUUGAUGUCGUUGUAAUUCUAAUUGGGCGUGGUAAUAGAAAUCUUUGUCACAUUUAUAGAAACCUUAACCUCUGAAAUGUUGUGGACCUAAGCUACCAUUCUUUCUUUCAUUAGGUUUAUCAUUAGAUUAUCAAAACAACCUCCACAUUGCUGUCAAAAAUGUCUUUAGCAAUGUCUUUUUUUGAUUGGUUGCUAUUUUGAGAUUUUUUUGUAAUUCAAUUGACAAAAGUUUUCAUGCAUAUGAAAUGGCUGUUUGCAUUAUAUAAAAAGAUUACUAUCAUGUAAAAAGUAAAACGUAUCAAUGGCUUACAAUACAGUUAUACAGUAGUUUGAACAUUUGAACUCUUAACGUGUUAAGUCAUGUUACAAAGGAGCAUAUUUCCCCACCCAGCUGCUACUGUAUUGAAUCAUACACACAGAAUUGCUUUUAUUUGCAAUGGUUUUGAAAUAUGUCUCCAAGAUAUCUGCCUCCAGCUCCAUACAAUGGAAGUUUGUGGAUUAUCAAAAAUAACCAGGACAUUGGAUGUGGAAAGACAUACAGUGGGUACGGAAGGUUUUCAGACCCCUUAAAUUUUUCACUCUUUGUUAUAUUGCAGCCAUUUUUUAAAAAAUCAUUUAAGUAAAUUUUUUUCCCUCAAUGUACACAAAGCGCCCCAUAUUGACAGAAAAAAAACUUAAUUGUUGAAAUUUUCACUGAUUUAUUAAAAAAGAAAAACUGAAAUAUCACACAGCCAUAAGUAUUCAGACCCUUUGCUGUGACACUCAUAUUUUUAACUCGGGUGCUGUCCAUUUGUUCUGAUCAUCCUUAAAAUGGUUCUACACCUUCAUUGGAGUCCAGCUGUGUUUGAUUAUACUGAUUGGACUUGAUUAGAAAAGCCACACUCCUAUCUAUAUAAGACCUUACAGCUCACAGUGCAUGUCAGAGGAAAUGAGAAUCAUGAGGUCAAAGGAACUGCCUGAAGAGCUCAGAGACAGAAUUGUGCCAAGGCACAGAUCUGGCCAAGGUUACAAAAAAAUCCUGCAGCACUUAUGGUUCCUAAGAGCACAGUGGCCUCCAUAAUCCUGAAAUGGAAGACGUUUCGGACAAUCAGAACCCUUCCUAGAGCUGGCUGGCCGACCAAACUGCGCAAUCGGGGGAGAAAUUACAGUCUCUCAGGACCUGAAGUGGGUGACCAACAUCAACUCCGUCCUCAAAAAGGCCCAGCAGAGGAUGUACUUCCUGCGGCUUCUGAGAACGCACGGCCUGCCACAGGAGCUGCUGAGGCAGUUCGACACAGCGGUCAUCGAAUCAGUCCUGUGUUCUUCCAUCACAGUCUGGUUUGGUGCGGCUACAAAAAAGGACAAAGUCCGACUGCAACGGACAAUCAAAAGUGCUGAAAGGAUCCUCGGUACCCCCCUACCCACCCUUGAGGACUUGCACGCUUCCAGAACUAAGACAAGAGCGUGCAAAAUCCUCUCGGACCCUCCACAUCCCGGUCACCGGCUCUUCCAGCUCCUUCCCUCAGAGCCUUGGUGAGACAGGUAAAGAAGAACCCAAAGAUCACUGUGGCUGAGCUCCAGAGAUGCAGUUGGGAGAUGGGAGAAAGUUCAACCAUCACUGCAGCCCUCCACCAGUCGCGGCUUUAUGGCAGAGUGGCCCGACGGAAGCCUCUCCUCAGUGCAAGACACAUGAAAACCCGCAUGGAUUUUGCUAAAAAAACACCUGAAGUACUCCAAGAUGGUGAGAAAUAAGAUUCUCUGGUCUGAUGAGACCGAGAUAGAAAUUGUUGGCCUUAAUUCUAAGUGGCAUGUGUGGAGAAAACCAGGCACUGCUCAUCACCUAUCCAAUACAGUCCCAACAGUGAAGCAUGGUGGUGGCAGCAUCAUGCUUUGGGUUUGUUUUUCAGCUGCAGGGACAGGACGACCGGUUGCAAUCGAAGGAAAGAUGAAGGCGGCCAAGUACAGGGAUAUCCUGGAUGAAAACCUCCAGAGUGCUCAGAACCUCAGACUGGACCGAAGGUUCACCUUCAAAAAAAGACAAUGACCCUAAGCACACAGCUAAAAUACCGAAGGAGUGGCUUCAGCACAACUCCGUGACUGUUUUUGAAUGGCCCAGCCAGAGCCCCGACUUAAACCCAAUUGAGCAUCUCUGGAAAGACCUGAAAAUGGCUGCCCACCAACGUUCACCAUCCAACCUGACAGAACUGGAGCGGAUCUGCAAGAGGAUCCCCAAAUGCAGACAUCAGUACAAGAAGCUGAAAGAGGACUUCCAGUACAAUCUGUCCAUCCUGGAUGAACGAGAGAAAGAGCUGCAGCGAUAUGAUGUCAUCACUUCCAGGGCUGUGAAUGCAGAGCAGAACAGACAGGAGGAGCUGAGCCGCCUCCGUAUCCAGGUUGCUGUGCUUGAGGAGAAGCAAGCCAAAGAUGCCGAGGCAAGACAGGAGGAGCAACGUAUCAGCGAGAACAAAGCUGCUCAACAAAGGCUGCAACUGGACGAGCUCAGACACUCUAUGACAGGUACAAUUCAAAAGCAAAUGGAAGCGAACGAGCGUAUGAAGUUGGAGGUGCAGCACAGGGUACAUGAGAUGGAAGUAGAGUUCAUGCGCCAGAAACAGGAGUUGACAGCAACUUGGGACAAAGAGCACAGACAACAAGAACAUGAGUUCAAUUUAAAACUUGAUGAAAUGCAUGCAGUGCUGCUGUCCAGUGAUCUCAAGAUUAAGCUGCUGUCUAAAGAGUGUGAAGUCCAGAGCCAGGCUCGAAUGCAAGCAACACAGGCACUCAAAGCAUCUGAGGAGCUUUGUAAGCAAUUACAAACCCAGCUACAGCGUAAGGCUGAUUUAAAAAAUGAAGCCACUGCUGUCAAGGAGGUCAGGAUAAAGGAACUUGAGGACAAGUUGAAAUGGAUGGAGAACAAACUGAAAAAGCAGAAAGAUGACCACAAUAAGAAACAUGAGGACAUGGCCCAGGUUCUGAAAGAGAAGGAUGAUCAGCUGGAGUCUCAGUGUCAGGCCCACAAAGAGCAGUUAAAGAGAGCAGAAAAACACAACAUCAAACUGCAGGAUGAGAUGGCGAUCCAGUCUGCGAAAGCUCGCUUAGCACAAAAAGACAUGGAGAUGGUCUUGGAGGAGAAAGAUGAUACAAUAAAGAGGCUUCGUACCGAAAUGACUAGAGGCCAGACUGUCUUGGAGAGACACAUGAGUCAGGCUUCUAACGAGAUGGUCGCCAAGAACACAGAGUUCAUCACCUUACAGAACAGUAAUGACAAACUCCGGGCUGAGUUGGAGAGGAGAAGGGAGGAGAUUAACAGGUAUAAACAGGAUGUGAGUGCCGGUUUGAAGAGAGAGGCGGCAUUAGAACAGGCACGAGUCCAGUUGGAGUUGGAGUGGCAGAGGCGCUGUGAUACCAUCAAGGCAAAACACUACCUGGAUAAUGAGCAGCUUAUACAAGAUUUGACACUGGCCAGAGAUCAGGCAAAGGCAGAUCUUAGUGAGAAAGAAAAACAGUUGCAUGACUUGACUGUCUUGUGUGCGUCUGUUGUGAGUGACAAAGCAGUGCAGGGUCUCCCACCAAAAUCAGAUGUGAGGGCAUCACAAGAGAUAAGUUCCCUGGUUGAGCAGAACAGCUUUUUGCGAGCUGUGGUUUCCCAGAUGAGAAAGGAUAUGGAGGAUCUUGGUGAUAUCCUACCACAUCCACAGACCAAGCUUCAAGAUGCCUCUCCCAAGGCAGUUAAAACCCCUGAAGCGCCCGCAGCUACCUUCACAACUGACCCUCUUGCCAAGCAUCCUGACGUCUCUGCCAACACCAUCCCUGCAUAUUUGUCAGACUACACUAAGGCUCUGAAGCAGGAGGUGGGCCUGUUGAACGCUCGAUGCAGACACCUUGAGGAGCAGCUAGAAGGUUCUUUAAGGCUCCCAAGCCUAGUUCCUGCCACAGGAACAACAAAAGAGUCCCAGGCUCACACAUAUCUAGAUAAACCACAUCCACAUGACCAAGAUUUGUGUCCGGAGAAACAUGCUGACUCCACUGCUUUGAGGAGUCAAGUGGUGAGAGGGCAACAUGCAGAGCCACAUGCCAACAACAUAAGGGAUCGGAGUCCUGUGGUGCAGCAGGUUCGAGAUGAGAACUUUUCACUGUGGCAGCAGCAGCUGAACUCCGCUCUCAUGGCUGGUGCUGCAUCUGGUAAUGUUCAGGGUGUAAAAAGGAACAUUGUGCUGGCACACGCCAGGCUGGAACAGGCGGCGGCGUAUAUCGCCCGUCUGAGCAGAGAGAAGCAACAGCUCAUCCAGAUGGGCAACUGCCUUCGUGCCUGCAUCAACACCCCUGGAUUAAAGGAGGCAAUUGAGCAAAAGAGAGAUUCCUCCACAGGAGAACAAGGACAUCAACAUGAUCGUCUUUCUGCUCUAGAACAGCUGCAGUAUCGACUCACAACACAGGAGCUUCAGUAUGCUGUGAGGCAGAUGGCUUGCACUGUUGCUGAACAUGCCACUUCAUCUGACAGCAUAGGGCCUCCCAUAAAAGGAGACAGCGACCUUUGUUCCGACAGGCACAAAACCACUGAUGAGUCUGGGGCCUUUAAAAUGUCGGGCAAAACUCCUACGAUCAACCAGCUACGGAACUCUUUGGAGGUGAAGAAACAGCCCAGCUCUGAAGAUUCUCAGCAGUCAUUAAAGGAGAUUUGGGAAAUAUUGGACCUUGGACUGAGUUCAUCCAUUUACUCAGAAGGUGAAAGUGAUCUGUGCAGGAGCAGGCCAACUAAGUCGGGCACCGCUGGGGUGAUGGUGACCGGUACCAGUGCUCCCAUCCACAGUCGUUCCCCAGCCAAUUUCCAGCAGAAGAAGAACCCCUCCGAAGCACCAUCGAACCCUCCUAAGAACUGCCAGCAUGGAGCCCCAGGCAAAAUUGUCAAGAUCAGGAACUAUAAUGCUAAAGACUGACGCGCAUACAAGGCAGUCAUCAAUAUGACCAUUGAGUGAUCAGUAAAUUAUUUCCAGAUUUGGUGAGUAAGUGAACAAGCUCAUCAUGAUCAGAGCUACUUGGAGUUGGAAAGAUUCAAAUGAAUAAUGGAAAUAUGAGUUAUCCAGUUACAAUAUGCACUUUUAUACUGUUAGUAACUCAAAUGUAAUCUGUAUUUUUAGUGGCCCCUUGAGAAAAACUGUAUAUUUUUUGAGUGUAUUAAAAUUGCACUGUUUGA